CCUGUAUAGCACCACAGCAGAUUUUCGCGCAGUUAAUUACGAAAAAGGUGCUUGUGCGACCGCAGGGUGGGAUUGUAGGGACUACAUGGUGAGCACAGACAGCAGUUUACUCAUUUCUACCUACAUACUUUGUAUGGCCGUGGAUGGUGUCAUCAAUAUCAAAAUGGCUGUCACGCACCAGUGCUGCCUCAGUGCUUGUAGUGUUCAUUAACCCUCUGUAGCUGACUAGCUGGUGCAAUAGGGAGAGUGAAAGUGAAAAUAUGAGAGUCUAUUAGGUGUCAAAGCAUUAAGGAAUGUUCAAGAAAGACUAGAGACCAGUGUUCACGGACAAAAGUGUGUGUGCGGUGGUAGUUGACGAAGGGUGGUACUGUAGAACCGUUCAUUCAGGAUAUCAAUGGCCGAGGUGGUCAAAUCCUAUAAAACCUUGGAGUAUUUUUCAUUGCCAGGUUGUUAUUUUCGUCUGCCCAGAGACCUGACAACAAGAGCAAAAGUAGGGAUUGUUCAAAUAGUUAAAACUCUUUGGAAUACCCAAGACUACACACCUGAGCUUGCACUUAAGCUUUUUAAGCCAGACAAGCCACUGCUGGCAUACCGAUCACAAAUAGGAGUCCAAAUUACAAUUGUACUUUUACAUUAGAAGCUACCAUAUGGCGGCGCCCAAACCCCAGACGGUGUGGUGUGCGGUGACAAACAUUCCCCGGUCUACGUGCAUUGCAAAGUCUCAAGCAUAGGACACCGGUUCCGCCUGACUAGAGUCAGGUAGACUUGUAUAUAGAGUGUAUAAUGUGUUGGUGUGGCUUUAUAAUAGACAGAAAGCCUGCUGGGUGACUCAAGUGCGUGUGAACUUUCGCAACCGAUGAAAGGUGAAUUCAUGGGUCGUACAUGACCUGUGUGGACGCACUAUCCAACACACCCAGCGAAGUGUGUGGAAGUAAACAAAAUCGCAUGUUUGCAACGUCACUCUUGUGCACGCGCUGGCCUGGACGGUCGGUGUUGGUGUCUGACCAGGGUGUUGGUGUCUGACCAGGGUGUACUCCUGUGGUGUGGAACUAUUCAGUGACUUCCACGACCUUCGUGGCGUCCACUGCAGAGGCCGCUGGACCCUGUCUGGGGACAUCGCCACAAGCUCAGUGUCGGGGUGUUAUCAGUGUUUGUGCUGUGUAUUCGCGGGGACGAUAUAGAUGACGAUGAUGAUGUCACCCACGUGUAGGUUGUGUAGUACUUCCUGGAUAUCAUCACUGACCCGCCUUCCGAUUGGGAGAAACUGUUGGGCGGGGAUAAAUGAGAGCAGUGAGCACAGCACACCGUGCCAGGUAUUUGAUAACCGUCAACACUUCUAUUCACAGGGUGGCUGAUGAACGCCCAGACCAUGCACCCCGUUGAAGUAUCAUGCUCUUUGGGUGUGGAAUAGCAUCGCUGUACUGAGAUAGUAAGUAACCGUACCUGCUGCACAAUCCAGGUACUAGCAGAGUGUCUUCUCGCCGUUGUAUUGGGUUUUGUGUGGGUUUAAACAUUCUACCUGUGGAGCUUCGUCUCUCCGGGCCCUGUCCAUUGCUGCAAGCUUGAAUAAUCUCAGCGAUGACAGAGGACGGCCACUGGUCAUCGUCGGUGGAGGACAAGUGUUGGAGUUUGUCAUGUGAAGUUCUUGGCCCGGCACAACGACUGACAGGACAGGGGCAGCCUCAGGCCCUCGCUGUCUCCUGGUGUCAGGGAUGAACGACUGUCCGGUGUGACUGUGUUGCACCAUCCGAGCCCUGAGUACACGCACCACAGCAACAGCAAAUAUUUAUAGUUACGUAGCAUAGAUGUGUUAUCAACUGCACAGGAUUUUAAAAUAUCAAACCUGGAGAUAAGACAAAAUAACAAAGUCUUUAAACAUGCUUGUUUGUGAGGACUGUCAGUAUCUACGCCGCCAAGGUGACCUGGGUAUUGACCAGCGCUGCGUGUGAUUUAUGUGCGCCACCCUGGGGUACUUCGAUCUUCGCUGAUAGGAGAUAGGCAGGACAUUUCAACAGACACUUUCUGCCAACGUGCCUCCGGAGGAUCGGUUUACCGUUAGGAAAAAAACAGGGUUAGUCAUGUAAUGAAAGUGAGAGUUGUCUGCCGCCACACUGUGUAUGAGUCAACAGCAGAGGCGACACCAUGCCCCGACUCCUUGUAUGCAGGCUGCGCCACGCACCGCUUGUGUUGUUGGUGUUGUGCUUGCUGGUGUUGCUGUUCACCUUCCAGUCAGAACCUCAUUUGGACUGACACAGAAAAGAGGUCAGCGUUUAAAGUCGACCUUCAUGCGACCAGUGAUAUGAGUGAUCAGCACCUGACGGAUGAACAGGUGGAAGACAGGUUCGCACUCCGAAGAGCGAUUCUGCAGCGCGCAUGCGCGCUGUAUGGCAACUCCUCUCUGUUCUCCGAUCACGAAGCCAAGUUCUUGCACGUGGAGUCACUCAACGUGUCUUUCUGUCCCAUCGCCAAGUGUAGCUCCACCACCUGGAAGGAGCUCUUCUCAACGAUGAGGAGUCGUCUGCCCGCUGCCCAGUCGCAGGUGGAGUGGAGCCAGCGUGUGGACGAGAUUCUCAUGUUCGUGUUUGUGCGCAACCCGUACUCACGACUACUGUCAGCAUACGUCGACAAACUGUUUUCUCCCAAUACCUUGUUCUGGGCGGCGACAGGCAGGUACAUCGUCUCCAACUUCCGCCAGAACGCUUCAGAGAAGAGCCGCGCAUGCGGACAUGACGUCACGUUCUCAGAGUUCAUCAAGUACUUCAUCCACGCGCAAACGACGGGCAAGCACCGUGACGGCCACUUCACUCCGGUCCACGACCAUUGCCACGUGUGUAAGUUCCCGUACAAGUACGUGGGCCACUUGGAGACCAUCAGCGACGACCUGCCCUACCUCCUCAAGGUGAUGAAGUCACCCGUCAACUACACCAAGAACUUUGUCAACGGCACCAUCACCAAUAACUCCGACAUGGUGCUGCGGGGCAUGCGUGCUGGCGUGCUCAAGUGCAUGUCGCUGGAGGAGGCAGGGAGGCGACUGUGGAAAAAGUGGCACAUUCGUGGCAUCAUCAGCAAAUCGCAGUUGUUUCCCCUCAGUGCGGCGCAGAUGACCAACAUGUCCGUGGACGACUUUGCACGUGCGGCCAUAGCGGCCAUAGCUACAUCUGCGGACAGGAAGGUGAGGCAGCGACAGAAGCUGGAGGCUCUACAGGAAGCUUUCUACACCGUGCCCAUCGAGGACAAGCUGGAAGUACAGAAGCUCCUCUUCCUCGACUUCCAGCUGUUCGGAUUCGACCCCUCGCCACCGGAAGUAUUUCCUUCGGCUCCGCUCAAGAAUCGCUCGGCGUUCAGUUACUUUUCGUUGUAUGACUAGAACCUUUCUGUCUUCUUCUCUACCUGCAUACUCUAUUUAUUUAUUUGUACGACUAGAACUCUUCUCUCUGUCUUGUUGAUCGACACACGCUAUUUAUUGUAUCUCCCUCCGUCGUUUACUUCGUCCAUGAUUAUUUUCCUUCUCUGUCUGUGACGAUCGCUUCUACCGGUGUCACCGUUUAUUUGUACGAUUGUGUCGUCUGUCGACUGUGUGUCAUCUAUUGACUGUGUGACAUGUAUCGACUGUGUGUCGUCUGUCGACUGUGUGACAUGUAUCGACUGUGUGUCGUCUGUCGACUGUGUGACAUGUAUCGACUGUGUGUCGUCUGUCGACUGUGUGACACUAUAUAAUAUUUGUCGAUUGUGUACCGAUAUAUCAAGUGUGUAAUUGUGUGCAUGGUGUUACUGUUAUUGCUGCCUACAGGUGGACGCACGCUUCUCUCAACAUUUGCUGUCCGCUAGCCUCACUUACUGACGUAUCAGUAUUGUACUAUACACGUGCUGACGUACUAGUAUUGUACUAUACACGUGCUGACGUAUCAGUAUACUAUUGUACACGUGCUGACGUACUAGUAUUGUACUAUACACGUGCUGACGUAUCAGUAUACUACUGUACACGUGCUGACGUACUAGUAUUGUACUAUACACGUGCUGACGUAUCAGUAUACUACUGUACACGUGCUGACGUACUAGUAUUGUACUAUACACGUGCUGACGUACUAGUAUUGUACUAUACACGUGCUGACGUACUAGUAUUGUACUAUACACGUGCUGACGUACUAGUAUUGUACUAUACACGUGCUGACGUACUAGUAUUGUACUAUACACGUGCUGACGUACUAGUAUUGUACUAUACACGUGCUGACGUACUAGUAUUGUACUAUACACGUGCUGACGUACUAGUAUUGUACU
Molecule: messenger RNA, 4278 nt
Organism: Pomacea canaliculata
Lineage: Eukaryota; Metazoa; Mollusca; Gastropoda; Architaenioglossa; Ampullariidae
Product: carbohydrate sulfotransferase 13-like
Exons: 4
Coding region: 2084-3367 (427 amino acids)
Biological process (GO): carbohydrate biosynthetic process
Cellular component (GO): membrane
Molecular function (GO): sulfotransferase activity
Source: RefSeq, a predicted model, not a curated record